This is a messenger RNA of Euleptes europaea (tarantolino), 1263 nucleotides long. RefSeq lists its product as uncharacterized. Gene Ontology annotation, molecular function: GTP binding; structural constituent of cytoskeleton. The transcript is spliced from 10 exons. Gene Ontology annotation, cellular component: microtubule; cytoplasm. Bases 1 to 1263 code for a protein of 420 amino acids. NCBI's taxonomy places the organism in Eukaryota, Metazoa, Chordata, Lepidosauria, Squamata, Sphaerodactylidae. The record is from RefSeq and is a predicted model, not a curated record. Gene Ontology annotation, biological process: mitotic cell cycle; microtubule cytoskeleton organization.
AUGUCUGCAGUUUGGCUCCAGGUCGGACAAUGUGGCAACCAGAUUGGACAGGAGUGGUGGCAAGUCGUCACCCGUGCCAGAAGUGGAGACGCCGACAUGUACCCGUUCUGCUCCCUGGACGGCAAGCUGAAUGCCAUUUGUGUUGACAGCGAACCAAAGGUGGUGAAGAAGCUCCCGAAGCAAGUCAAGAGAGGAUCAUUCAGAGAGUGCAAUCUCAUCAUGGGGAAGCAAGGAAGAGGCAACAACUGGGCCUACGGGUAUCACGGCAUCCGUUCUGAAGGGGAGCAGAGCUUGUUCCACAGGACUAUGGAGAGCCUGAGGAAAGAGGCAGAGCGCAGGGACUGCUAUAGUGGGACGGUCCUAUUUCACAGCCUCAGCGGGGGGACAGGAGCAGGCCUUAGUUCCCGCUUGUGUGAAGCCAUCCGGGAUGAGUACCCACUGGGCCACAUCCUGGCUGUCUCCGUGGCCCCUCACCAAGCCGGCGAGAGUCCUCUCCAGCACUACAACUCUUUGCUGUGCCUUUCCUGGCUCCAGAGGUACACAGAUGGCAUCCUCCUGUUCUGCAACGACGAAGUGCUAAAGCGUGCGGCAUCCCUGCAGGGGAAGGACCCCCCCGAAGGCGGACAGCAGGUCUCCCUCUCCACCAUGAACACGUAUAUCGUUUCCUGCCUCGCGGGGCUUCUCUACCCGCUCAAGAUUUUCACGACGCAAAGUGGGAUUAGCCUGGGCAUGGAGCCCUGGGAGCUCCUGAGAGCCACCUGCCCUGUGCCAGCCCUGAAAUUCCUGCACACAGCUCAAGCCAGCACGAGGGGCACCGUCUUUUGGGACAGCCUGGCAUCUUCUGUGACACAGUCAAUUCCUCGUGAGUCUCUCCAUGGGCGCCCUCAGCCCCGCAGCUCAGCGCUUCUGGCCGUGGCUCGCGGCCCCCAGGAGGACUCUUUCCUCGUCGGCCGCACAUCGGUUCUGAGGAAGCUGAAGAAGGCCUACUGCUGCGUGCCCUGGAAUCCCUUCCCCGCCAAUUACUGGACAGACCCGGUCAGCCUCUUGCCUCUGGGCCACAACAGCCAUGCCUUGACCAUCUGCGCCAACCACAGCUGCUCGGCAGAUCUCCUGCGGCGGGUGGAGCAGCAGGCCCGGCUGAUGUACGAAAGCAAGGCCUUCCUGCACUGGUACUGGAGGCACGGCUGCGAGGAAGGGGACUUCGAGCAGGGCUUCGAGACGCUCCUCUCCGCCGUGGAGAGUUACGGCCGCCUCGGAGACUGA